Molecule: messenger RNA, 951 nt
Organism: Trichoderma reesei QM6a
Lineage: Eukaryota; Fungi; Ascomycota; Sordariomycetes; Hypocreales; Hypocreaceae
Exons: 2
Coding region: 1-951 (316 amino acids)
Source: RefSeq, a predicted model, not a curated record
AUGCCUUCCUUCAAAGCUGCUGUUGUUUCCCUGCUGGCUGCUACUGCUGCCGCUCUUCCCUCAGUGCCCAAGUUCUCUGAACGACAACUGGAGUACCAUGCUGUUGCCAAGAGGCAGAAUGCUGCUGCCCAGGCUCUGGGCCUCGGAGACUUUGAUAUUCUCCAAUUUGCCCUGACUCUGGAGAAUCUCGAAGAGUCCUUCUACCGUGAGGGCUUCGCCAAGUUUCCCGCCUCCGACUUCAAGGCUCUGGGUCUGAGCGAUGACCAGAUCACGGAUCUCCAGAACAUUGGCUUCACAGAAGGCGAGCACGUCAUCCUUCUCCAGUCCUCGCUGGCACAGAACGGCGUCAAGCCCGUCCAGCGUUGCACUUACGACUUUGGCUUCACGACUGCUGCGGCCAUGGUCCAAACUGCCGCCAUUCUCGAGAACGUUGGCAUCUCAGCCUACCUCGGCGCCGCUCCCCUGCUGGCCUCUCCCGCCAUCCUCGGCGUUGCCGGCUCGAUCCUCACCAUCGAGGCUCGCCACCAGAGCUCCAUCCGUGUCUUCAGCGGCGAGAAGGCCGUGCCCCAGGCCUUUGACGCCCCCCUCGGCCCCAAGGCCGUCUUCUCCCUCGCUGCGCCCUUCAUCAAGUCCUGCCCCAGCGACUCCAACAUCAAGCUCACCGCUUUCCCCACCCUCAAGCUGGCCAACCCCAGCGAUCCCACCACCGUCAACUCCGUCGUGAAGCUGCAGUCUGACGCUGCCGCCGGCGCCAAGUUCUGCGCCUUUACCUCUGGCGGCGUCGUCCCUGGCGGCACCAAGUUCACCCCCUUCUCCGCCACCGACGGCUGCACGAUUCCCGAGGGUGUUGCCGGCAUUACGUAUCUGUCUCUCUCCAGCGCCGGGCCCCUGACGGGUGCUCUCACCGAUGACAUUACCCUCGCCGGCCCCAUUGCCAUUACUGUUUCAUAG